ACCAAUCAUUGCGGGGGAAUUCCGUUCCACACUCUACGGAAUCGGCCACUGAAAAUAACGUCACCACGUAUCCGCAUGGCUCCCGAGAGGAGAUGCAAUGAUAAGGGCUCUGUGUCGAAUCUUCACCUUUGUCAACGCAGAGACGAGCCUGAGACGAGCCAGGCCUCCGACGUGGCUCUUCGCUAAGAGGUGCCCGAGAUUCCCGGGCGCAGCCCUUUCUGCCCAGCGGUGCGGUGCCCAGCAGGCGAUGCCGGAGCAGCAGCAGGGCGAGGCCGAGCCCGGCCUGCUCGCCCCUCCCCCGGGGGUGCGCGGCAUGACCACGCUGGACCGCAGCGCCUUCCGGAAGCGAGUGGCCGUGCCCGCCUUGCGCGUGCGGAAGGAGGCCAUCAGCCCGCUGGUGAAGGCCCUGAAGAGGGUGGCCCUGCAGCUGCCCGCAGCGAAGCGAGUGGUGGAAGACCCGCAGGAUGAGGACCACAGGCUGGUGCUGCUGGACCCCUCUGCCAUCUCCUCCCCGGACUCCUUCCCAGAGGCGGAGGCGGCCGCCCUGAGGCGGCUCGGCGUGAGCCCCGAGGUGCUGCGGUACGAGCUGGAGCUGACCUACGAGCACCUGAAGAGCGACGAGGUGCUGCGCGCCGUGCUGCCCCCGGGCCAGGACGUGACCUCGGGGUUCAGCCGGGUCGGGCACAUCGCCCACCUCAACCUGCGAGACCACCAGCUGCCCUUCAGGAAGCUCAUUGGACAAGUCAUAAUGGACAAGAACCCAGGUGUGACCUGUGUGGUCAAUAAAACCAACACCAUCGACUCCACUUACCGCAAUUUCCAGAUGGAGGUGCUGGCGGGAGAUGGCAACAUGGUGGCCAAGGUCCGAGAGAACAACGUGUCGUACGAGUUUGAUUUCUCCAGGGUGUACUGGAACCCCCGGCUGAGCACGGAGCACGAGCGGAUCGUGGGGCUGCUUCAGCGGGGGGACAGCGUCUUCGACGUCUUCGCCGGAGUGGGGCCCUUCGCCAUCCCCGCUGCCCGGAGAGGCUGCAGCGUCUUCGCCAACGACCUCAACCCCGAGUCCUUCAAGUGGCUGCAGCACAACUGCAAGCUGAACAAGACGGACAGCAAGGUGCGCACCUUCAACAUGGACGGGCGAGACUUCAUUGGGGGGCCGCUGAGGGAGGAGCUGCCCGGGCUUCUGGAGAUGAAGAGCAGAGUGCACAUCAUCAUGAACCUGCCUGCUCUAGCCCUCGAGUUCCUGGACGCUUUGAAAGGUCUGCUGGAGCAGGGACCCGACUCGGACGAUGUCAGCCCGCCACACGUCCACUGCUACGGCUUCUCCAAACACGACGACCCCCGGCGGGAUGUGACAGAGAGGGCCUCCGCCAGUCUCGGCACGCCGCUGGAAGGCCGCUGCUCUGUCCACACGGUGCGCAAUGUGGCGCCCAACAAGGAGAUGAUGUGCAUCAGCUUUCCCCUGCCCUGGGAGGUGCUCUUCAAGAAACCCAGAAGCCCAGAACCAGGGACUCCAGAUGAACCAGCACCAAAGCGGCCAAGGAGCGACGAGCCGACAGCGUAGAGACGGAACUGCGUUCAAGUUUGAGGAAGUGUUUAAACCUCUGGAAAACCGUGUUCUGAGGUGUACAUUUUUAAUUUUGCAGUUUUGACACACAGAAGGAAGAUUUUUUUUUUUAAAAGCCUCCCAGUGUUUUAAAAUAAACUUAAACCAUCCAUUUGAAUAUGCUGUUUUAAUACUGUUACGGUUCAAUUAGAAGUACCUAAUCAGACCGUAUCCCAUACAUCAUCCUCUUGUCAAAACAGUUCACGUUUUCAGAAAAACCUCUUAUGACCUAUUCCAUGUCUGAUUAGAAGAGGUUAGCCCUUAAUGCUGAGCACACACUGAUCUGCAUAAUAUUGGACCCCAGUGGCACACAACACAAAGUCUCAUGAGUCACAUGUUAACACUCUCGUUAACACUUGAAAUCACAUGCGGUAGCUGGACUGCACACGCCCCUGGGUUCACAGUCUUGGUGCUUUAA
Molecule: messenger RNA, 2024 nt
Organism: Lepisosteus oculatus (spotted gar)
Lineage: Eukaryota; Metazoa; Chordata; Actinopteri; Semionotiformes; Lepisosteidae
Gene: trmt5
Product: tRNA methyltransferase 5
Biological process (GO): tRNA N1-guanine methylation; mitochondrial tRNA methylation
Cellular component (GO): cytoplasm; mitochondrial matrix
Molecular function (GO): tRNA (guanine(37)-N1)-methyltransferase activity
Source: RefSeq, a predicted model, not a curated record